Messenger RNA from Drosophila hydei, 1701 nucleotides. RefSeq names its product prolyl 4-hydroxylase subunit alpha-2. The record is from RefSeq and is a predicted model, not a curated record. Gene Ontology annotation, biological process: peptidyl-proline hydroxylation to 4-hydroxy-L-proline. NCBI's taxonomy places the organism in Eukaryota, Metazoa, Arthropoda, Insecta, Diptera, Drosophilidae. Gene Ontology annotation, cellular component: endoplasmic reticulum. The transcript is spliced from 10 exons. The coding region runs from base 37 to 1701 and encodes 554 amino acids. Gene Ontology annotation, molecular function: protein binding; procollagen-proline 4-dioxygenase activity; iron ion binding.
AAAUCAGUUGACCGCGAAUCGUAGCUGAGAACAGAGAUGCUGCUAAAAAGGUAUUUUUUCGACACACAAUGUAGGCUCGGCGGGGUGCUGGCUGUGCUGGCAGUACUUGGCUGGUGCGGUGCCGAGGCUGAGUUCUAUUCCUCCGUGCAUGCGAUGUCCAAGGUCUUUGGCUAUGAGCAGAAAAUGUUGCAGCACAUGCAAAAAUUCAUAGCUGAUAAUGAGAGCAAAUUGGAUUUUCUGAGAGCGCGGCUGGACGAAUUCGAGCGCGAGCGUGACGAAGCUGAGCAAUGGGGCGUGGCGUACUUCGAAAGUCCGCUGAACAAAUAUUUGCUGAGCAAACGUCUGACAUUGGACUGGGAACACAUUGCAAAUCUCAUGGCUGCCACAACCGGAGCGAAACCCCUGUUACGCCUGCAGCGGCUGCGCCAGCACGAGAGCAUGCCGAACGCUCGGGAACUGGAGGGCGCCAUCGAUGGAUUGCUGCGUCUGCAAUUCGUUUAUAGAUUGAAGACCAAACAUGUGGCUGCUGGAGUGCUCGACGGUGUUUCCUACGGUACUCAAUUAAACGCUCAGCACUGCUUGGACAUAGCCCAACAGGCAGAACGAGAUGAUCAUCUGCAGUUGGCACACGCCUGGCUGCUUGAGGCGAACAGCCGUCUAUCACACAGCGAUCGAGCUCAACUACAGCCACUCAUCUUGCGGCAGUUAGUAAAAGUCAAAGCCAGGCUAAGUGAUCAUAGAGGCGUAAAUAGUACCCUGCAAGUUCUUCAGAAUGUAGAGCCAGGCAGUGAGACGCCCUUGAAUAAGUAUGAAGACUUGAUGCAAGUCCAACAUCAAAUUGAUGAGCUGACCGCUGAGCCAGUCGAAGAGCAUGCACCCUUGCCCGAGGAUUUUACAAAGCUGAGCGACUUCGAACUGUAUCGCUACACCUGCAAUGGUCAUAUAAAGCCAACGCCUAGCGAGCUGCGUCGGCUGCGCUGUGGUUACAUGAGCGAGACGCAUCCUUUCCUGCUACUGGCACCUCUAAAAGUCGAGGAGCUGAGUCACGAUCCACUGCUUGUGGUCUACCAUGAUGUCAUCUACCAGAGUGAAAUUGACACGAUAGCUAGGCUCAUCAAAAAUAAGAUUCAGCGUGCCACAGUAAUGGGCAACAACUCAUCCGUUGUAUCCAACGCGCGCACCAGCCAGUUCACCUUUAUCCCGAAGACCCGUCACAAAGUACUGCGCACCAUCGAUCAGCGUGUGGCCGAUAUGACCGAUCUGAACUUGGAAUAUGCGGAGCAUCAUCAGCUGGCCAACUACGGCAUUGGCGGCCACUAUGCCCAGCAUAUGGACUGGUUCUAUCCGAACGCCUUUGCAACUGAGCAGGUGUCCAGCAUAGAAAUGGGCAAUCGCAUUGCCACCGUGUUAUUCUAUCUCACCGAUGUGGAACAGGGUGGCGGCACCGCAUUUCCCGUUUUGAAGCAAUUGCUGAAGCCAAAGAAAUAUGCAGCCGCGUUUUGGUACAAUCUGCAUGCUUCAGGCGUGGGCGAUGUGAGGACGAUGCACGGCGCCUGCCCCAUUAUUGUGGGCUCCAAGUGGGUGCUUAAUCGCUGGAUACGUGAAUUCGUGCAAUCGGAUCGCCGACCUUGUCACCUGUGGGACGACUCGCUGCUCACGCUUAGCCAAGUCCUGGAGCUGGAUAAAAGUCAAAUAGAGUGA